Perca fluviatilis (European perch) is the source of this 3328-nucleotide messenger RNA. It is a transcript of the gene klhl21, whose product is annotated as kelch-like family member 21. The record is from RefSeq and is a predicted model, not a curated record. Gene Ontology annotation, biological process: protein ubiquitination. The transcript is spliced from 6 exons. Lineage: Eukaryota; Metazoa; Chordata; Actinopteri; Perciformes; Percidae. The coding region runs from base 498 to 2339 and encodes 613 amino acids. Gene Ontology annotation, molecular function: protein binding.
UGGGCUUAUAAAUUGAACCACGGUUUAUUUAUUUUUAUAGCAUAGCCUGUGUUUAGCUACAUUAUGGACAGUUUGCACCAUUAAAAGUAUGCCGAAUUAGCUGUUAGCAGUUCUUGUCUGCAAUUUAUUCAUGGACGACAACUAUCACUAGAUACUUUGAUAUUGAGGAAAACUUAAAAACGGGAUGAAGUUCUGGAUUUAUUUUUGGAUUUUCUACAUGGUUAAUGGACGUUAACGGGCCAUGGACAUCGGAGAUAAAGAGGUCUUCAGAAACACUGGAAGCUACGUUAAGCUACUCUUGGACUGAGGGCCUGCACCAGUCUGUGUUGUGCUGUUUGGACAAACCACAAAUGACAAAACCUGAACAAGGAGUCUCUGAAGACCACUGCUUGGGCUAGCCGCUCCGGGCCUGAGCUUAAGCUAGCCACUGAUGCCAUCUCAAGACGAAAACAUCAUUCUGACCACAACCACCAGAAACUGAGACACCCAGAGGAGAGAUGGAAAAGCCAGUCUUGCAGACACAGCCGUCCACCCUGCCUUUCUUCGACACGGCCCAUGCCUUCAACCUGCUGCGGGGGAUCCAUGAACUCCGCGCCGAGCGCAAGUUUUUCGAUGUGACUUUGUGCGCCGAGGGCCGCGAGUUCCACUGUCACCGCACAGUGUUGGCCGCUGCCAGCACAUACUUCCGGGCGAUGUUCGCAGGAACUUUGAGGGAGAGCGUUAUGGACCGAGUAGUUCUACACGAGGUGUCAGCCGAGCUUUUGGGCCUGCUGGUGGACUUCUGCUACACCGGACGGGUCACCGUCACCCAGGAGAAUGUGGACGUGCUACUGAAGACGGCCGAUCUGUUUCAGUUCCCCUCCGUCAAAGAGGCCUGCUGUGCUUUCCUGGAGCAGCGGCUGGACGUUUCCAACUGCUUAGAGAUCCAGGACUUUGCCGAGGCCUACGCUUGCCGCGAGCUGGCGACCAGCGCUCGCCGCUUUGUCCUCAAAAACAUAAUGGAGCUGGCCAAAGCGAAGGACUUUGAGCGGUUGCCGUGGAAGCGCCUCUUUGAGUUUCUGUCAGAUGACGAGCUUUGCGUGGACAAAGAGGAGGUAGUUUAUCAGAUCGCCGUGCGCUGGGUGAAGGCUGACCUCAAGCGAAGGCUGCACUACUGGCCCGAGCUCCUACAGCAGGUGCGACUCCCCUUUGUCCGGAGGUUCUUUCUGUUGGCCCACGUGGAGAGCGACCCGCUCGUCUACCUGUCGCCCACCUGCCUCCGCAUGGUGAACGAGGCCCGGAGCUUCCAGUCCUGCGAGUACGACCGCCACGACAGGCCCUGCCACCGAAUGCGGCCGCGGCCGUCCACGGGGCUGGCAGAGAUCCUGGUGGUGGUAGGAGGCUGCGACCAGGACUGCGAUGAGCUGGUCACAGUGGACUGUUACAACCCCCAGACCGGACAGUGGCGCUACCUGGCCGAGUUCCCCGACCACCUCGGAGGGGGCUACAGCAUAGCUGCCCUCGGAAACGACAUGUAUGUCACAGGUGGCUCCGAUGGCUCUCGCCUCUACGACGGCGUGUGGCGCUACAAGUCGAGCGUUAACGAGUGGACCGAGGCGGCGCCCAUGCUGAAGGCCCGCGAGUACCACAGCUCUAGUGUGCUGAAAGGUCAGCUCUAUGUGGUGGCAUCGGACAGCACGGAGCGCUACGAUCACGCUCUGGACUGCUGGGAGGCCUUACCGCCCAUGCUGCACGCCAUGGACAACUGCUCGGUCACCACGUGCAGCGGACGCCUGUACGCCAUAGGCUCCCUGACCGGGGAGGACACCAUGGCCAUCCAGAGCUACGAUGCAGACUCCAACCGCUGGGCCAUGGUCAGCUGUGGACAGCUGCCGCCGUGGUCCUUCACACCCAAAACUGUGACCCUCAAAAGCCUCAUCUACUUCAUCAGGGAUGACUCGGCCGAGGUGGAUGUUUAUAAUCCUCAAAAGAACGAGUGGGACAAAAUCAGUCCGAUGACCCAGGUCCACGUUGGAGGCAGUGUGGCGGCCCUGGGCGGUAAAUUAUAUGUGUCUGGUGGUUACGACAACACGUUUGAGCUGUCGGAUGUGGUGGAGGCGUACGACCCGACCACCCGCUCCUGGACUCUUGCCGGACGACUGCCUCAGCCCACAUUCUGGCACGGCAGCGUCAGCAUAUUCCGCCAGUUCAUGCCGCAGGUGUCCAGCGCAUUCGAACCCGCCGACAUACCCGAGUCAAACGCCAUCCACCUGCACCGGCACCAGCGCCCGCACGCGCUCCACAACCUCAACAACAAUCCCAUCCAAAACCAGAACCAGGAUGUGAACCCAGCACACUGAGUUUGGGCCCAGAAACCCAUGUUGACAUUUUCAGUGUGUUCUCCCUCAUUGUCAGCAGUCUGUUGGCUGGCUGAGUUCCAAAAAAGACCUGGUGUUUCUUAGCCCCGUUUCGUCUCACUGCGUGGGAGCCCGUCCCGGAUGGAUAGAAAAGUUUAGGGAAGCCACUGCCUUCAAGUCAAAAGUGGGGGAAUUUAACCAAACCAAACCGUUAAGUGUUCAUUCACACUAGAUAGUCGGUCCGGCAAUUCGCCGCGGGAAUGUGCGGUUGUGGGAUAUAACUUAAAAGGCCCAUUUGUGUGACAUCCUGUUGUGUUCUUUAACACUCCCCACCCAAUGUAGCACGAGUAGACUUUAAAUUUCACAAUGUUGGUUUUCCACCAGAUUACUUAUAGGUCUUGACAUUGCCGACCGUACUUGAAGGCAGCUUAUUUCAGGGAGAAAGAAAAGAGACUGAGGAACUGUGCUUUGUGCUGGAGCUCGUUGCAGGAAACAGUCAGCUGUUACACCAACUCCUGGGCACAUAAGUGCUUGUGUUUUGUUUUUAACCUUCAUAGGGUUUUCCCUGGGUUUUUAAAGCACUAUGGUGCAAAUGACUGCAUACACUCAUUUGCAUAUUGGUGACGUCAUCUUGCAAUUAUUUGCAUAAAGCUUGGUGAUUGUCGGUUGCAGCAAGUGAUACAUCACCAAACAAAAAGCUAAACUUGGAGGUGCCUUUUUAUAUAUAUAAUAACAGUUCCCAUUUUGAGACUUGUUGACUCAAAAAGCAGAAAUAGUUGAUGUGUGAAGAAUCAAAAAAUAGGGCGAGAGAGAGAGGACAGACCCUGGCUCUUUUCUCACCUCUACAAAUCUGAACAGCCACGGCCUGAAGCGAGUGUGAAUGUCAGAUUGUCGGUUACAGAAAUUCUGGGAAGCAUACUGGCAGCCUCAUCCUAAAGGUCUUUUCUCCUGUAAUACCAAAAAUAUACUCAAUAUACAACACUUUCAAUGAA